Molecule: messenger RNA, 1309 nt
Organism: Triticum urartu
Lineage: Eukaryota; Viridiplantae; Streptophyta; Magnoliopsida; Poales; Poaceae
Product: E3 ubiquitin-protein ligase SINA-like 3
Molecular function (GO): zinc ion binding
Source: RefSeq, a predicted model, not a curated record
UCUCAUCUCUAGUGCGGUACUGGCCGAGCUCCAUUUGUUCUUGCUCCUGCUACAGGAAAAGUUUGGCCUGUGACAGAACAGACGGAGAGGGUUUUCCCCAAGAGCUAGGUAGGAUGCAGGGCGCCGGCGUGGAGGGGAGGAGCAGGGGCUCGCCGUCGGCCAUGGACAAGGCCGACGAGAGCGCCAAGAAGGCGCGGCUGGACCUGCCCGACGGCCACCUCGUGAAGCAAGAGCUCGUCGCGCACAACGCGGCGGCCGGAGGAGGCGCCAUCGUUGCGGUGGCGGAGCACAGCCCGAGGGCGGAGCUCGCGGUGAAGAUCGACAUGUGCGUGCUCCACUGCCCGCUCUGCACCCUCCCCUUCAAGCCCCCCGUCUUCCAGUGCAAGGGCGGCCACCUGGCGUGCGGCGGGUGCCUGGCCCAGCAGCCCUCCGGCCAGUGCGGGGCGUGCACGGACGGCUGCGGCUUCUUCGACCCCUGCCCCGCGCUGGACGCCGUCGUGUCCUCCACCAGGAUCGAGUGUCCCAACGCCGGCUGCCAGAGGUAUGUCACCUACCACGAGGCCGACGAGCACCGGAGCGCGUGCCCGCACGCGCUCUGCCGCUGCACGGAGCCCGGCUGCGUCUUCGUCGGUGCGGCGACGGAUCUCGCCGGCCACCUCAGCGCCGCCCACUCGGUGCCGGUGCGCACCAUCCACUACGGCAAGGUGAGCCGGUUCCAGGUGCCUGUGUCGACGCCGCGGCUGCUGCUGGUCAACGAGGACGACGGCCGCGUGUUCGUCCUCACCGUGGGCGCGCUCGGCGCCGCGGCGACCGCCCUGUCCGUGGUCUGCGCCAGGGCGAGCGCGGCGACGCGGCCACGAUUCACGUGCAAGAUGUGGGUGAACCUGGCGGCGUCGGCGGUCGCGAACGGCGGCAAGGCGGACGUCGUGCUGGUGGAGAUGCAGAUGAGGAGCAGCACGUCGCCCGGCGCCGUGGUCGCCGCCGGCGAGCCGACGUUCCUUGCGGUGCCGCAGGUGUACCUGGUCCCAGGAGCGGACGGGGGCGCCAUGGAGAUGCCCCUCAACGUCCGCAUCGACAAGACUUCGCCUUGGUCCGACUGAUUGACUGAGCGUGGUCUACUCUUGAUGGCAAUUGAAGCUUAAUAUUAUUGAGAUGCAGCUGAAACUAUCUGGAUGUGAUUGAAGACGAUUGUAUGAGUUGAGCUACAAGACAACUUAUGUCAAGAAACGUACUUUGUGUGUGCCUUUCUACCGUCAGAAAAUCAGACGUAUGCUAUCUGAUACUAGAACUUUUACUUUUCUGCAUGGUA